AUGUUGAGCACACCUGCGACAAAACCCUCCAUUGUCAACAUCGGUGUAUCGGCAUUUGUGUCGAGGGACAUCAAUGCGCCUGCACAAAUCCCUGUCGUCAAAGCUGCAAACACAGUAUCUGCAAUGCGGGUUGUGCAACCCCGUGCACUCCUUGUGCCGAGAAUUGCGCCUGGAAUUGUGAUCAUCAGCGAUGUGAAGCUCCUUGUGGCUCGCCUUGCACGCGACUUCCUUGUGACAUUCGUUGUAGUCGCAUGCUUCGAUGUGGACAUGCUUGCCCUUCUCUUUGUGGCGAACCAUGCGAAGAUCAAGUAUGCCCCGACACAAGCCGUGGACCUCGUCUUGUUCACGACAUUGAAAGACGUGAAUCCUACUGAUCCGGGGCUGGACAAUAUCCUCAUCACCCUUCCUUGCAAGCACAUCUUCACCGUUGAGACCUUGGACGGGAUCACGGGUCUCAAGGACUAUUACGAACGAAGGGAAGACAAAUGGGUCCGUCCUACCCUUCCUCCGCCCGGCACCAUCCUGUCUCCAACUUGCCCAACUUGCAAAGGAGAAUUUGUUUCUCCUCGCUAUGGGCGGGUUCUCAAACGCUGCAAUCUCGAUCUUUUGGAACGGACAGUGGCGGCGAAUUCCUCUGCAAGGAUCCAUCGGCUUCUAGAACAAGUUGAUGCAUUGAAUGUAUCUCACCUCGAGAGCCAAAUUAUCGCACGACUAUCUCCUUUAGCAUCAUCAGAGCAGAAUCCCGCCAAAGCCUUGGAGAUUAGUGGGAUGUAUCGCGACAAACUUGAAUCUUCGAACCAGCAUCCAUUUAGGUUCAGCGACUUCUUUGGCGGAACUUUGAUCAAUUCCUAUGGGUUGCAACCGGCUCACGGGUCACGCUGGGACUCUGUCUUGGCGCAACUUCGACUGCAUUAUAUAGAAUCAUACUCCAUUGCGACACAACGGUCAGCCCAUACGAAGGCGUAUGAGGCGACACUUUCAAAGCUAUACCAGAAGGAGCAUGAGCUUCUCCAGUCUAGUCCCAAUCUCAACGAAGACAGCAAGCGUCGAUUGGCUCUUCAGACCGCCAGAGUCAAGAUCGGAACGCCUCCACCGCAAUCCGAUAAACGAUUCGCCAUCGAAAGCAUCUGGCUUUCUGUGGAUAUCCGGCUAAUAAUGGGCAAAGUGGCAAUCGCGUUGCAACAUCACGUCGCCAAGGAAGAGCGAGAGAGUCAAAACUUUCUCAGCCGUGUGUGGGGGCUACUGAGUUCCCAGCCGGACAAGCCAAAGUACUCAAAGACCGUGUCCGACUUUGUCGCCUUCAUCUACCAGACCUGCGUUAUCGAUGCAAAGCUGGCGAGGGAGCUUGCGGUUAGGUCUGGGGCUCAUAAACAAGUUCUAUUAUCAGAGCUAAAGUUGCUUCGAGUGGAGCUAGAGGAGUUCAAUUCGCGUGUGCGAUUACUUGAUGGCGAGUCCACUGAGACGGUCAUACAAGCGCGUCGCUUGUUGGCGGACGAGGCGAAGCAGUCCCACCAUAAAACGUCUAUCACCAUGGCGCAGGCGACAACCACGUAUUACAAGGCAAAGAAGAUUCAAUCUACCAGCGAGGAACCUUGGGUGAAGGAGAAUUUCACAAAGACUGUUCAGGAGAUCCUGGGACGCUGGGAGGAUGCUUACAAGACACUUGCGCGUGGGACUUUCUAUCAACCAGUGAGUGUGGAAGAGAAGCGACAGAUACAACAAGCAUUUGGGUUUACUCACCGAGGGCAUUGGUUCAUUUGCCCAAAUGGCCAUACAUUUGUUAUUGGGGAGUGCGGAGGUGCGAUGCAGGUUGGAAGGUGCAACGAAUGUGGGGCACCUAUAGGGGGAACUCAGCAUCAGCUUCUAGGCACCAACUCUCGGAACAGAGAGUUUGAGGCGAUUGCUCGAGACCAAGGCGUUGAGCAAAGUCCUUUUGACUGGGCCAACGAUGCAUAA
Molecule: messenger RNA, 1956 nt
Organism: Serendipita indica DSM 11827
Lineage: Eukaryota; Fungi; Basidiomycota; Agaricomycetes; Sebacinales; Serendipitaceae
Source: the annotation of a GenBank genome assembly